UAUUAUAUAACAUUUUCAAUGAAGUAAAUAGUGCGGGAGUACCUAAUGCUAACAUGUUUUCAAAAACGUCUCAUAUAAAUGAGAAUAAUGUAACACAUAAAACGCAAAUCGAAUAUAUAGCUAAUUUCGACUAUAAAUUUGAUGCUUUAAGUCAGAUUAUUAAUAAAAUGGAUAAUUCUAUACAAAGUUUACAUGAAAAAUCGCAUACGUGGGCUAUUUUUCAGCAUCACAUUAAUUCGUGGAACGAAGGCAUGCGUAUUUUAGAAAAUAAACUUGAUCUUUUAAAAAGAACCCACGAAGAACAACAACAGCAAUUGCAAAAACUAGAACUUUUCAUCAGUGGUAAUAGCAAGGUUAAUGAUCAUCACGAACUCUUACUGGAUGAUAUUAAACUGUUUCUAAACUCAGAGCGUAAAACCAAAAAUGAAAUUUCAUCCAAGAUCAAUAACAUUUUAAGGCACUUCCAAGUGGCGUCAGUAGCCAAUAAUGAGAGAAAAUCAAAUAAAAUUGCUAAUAUUAUGGCACCCAUAGGAGUUUCACCGCCAGCCCAAGGAUUUUGCGCAAAUAUAAGUAAUAAAAUUGAGCAACGUCUAAAUAGUAUGUCCCAUCAGAUGGCACUACAAAAAGAUCUUAAACAAUUGAGUUCUCUGGAAAGAAGAAAUUCCAAAAGUUUGGAAAAUAUCAAUCAAGUACUUUCUAAUCAACUGGAUAAACACGAUGAAAUCACUACACGCCUACAAAAAUCAAACGAAUGUUGUUAUUCCCUAUCUAGUGAAUUGACUACUUUCACCGAAAGUUCGGAUAUUUUAUUGAAACGCAUUGAAAAACUGGUUCGUAAUGUUAGCGAAAAGCUUAAUGAUAUUCAGGUGACAGCAAACGAUAGCGAAGAAUUUGAAAGGGAAGAAAAUAAAAAUGAAGAAACAUAUUCUGGUGAAGAUUUAGAUGAUGGCGUUGAGGAGCAAAUCGAAUUGGAGAAAAAAACAACGACUAGUGUGAAUGAUGAUAUUGAUAACACAAGUGUAACUGAAAUAUUCGAGUAUGAUGAUAGCCACGAUGUAGAAUUUAUACGACCUCAUUUAAAUGGAUGUCAUGAGCUAUUAGACGAGCUGACAGAUAACGAUGAUGACGACAGCACUCGUGUUGAUGGUAUUUAUAAAUUUUCAACUUCGGAUUUUAAUGAAGCUGAACGUGAUUUUAAUGAACGUUACUGUGUGUUUCCACACUCUCCAAACGACACGGGAUUACCUUGGACCGUCAUACAACGACGAGGUCCUUAUCCGCAGCAGGAAAACUUUAAUCGUUCCUGGUCCGAAUAUCGUAAUGGUUUUGGUCACUUAUCGCGAGACUUUUGGUUUGGCAAUGAAUUCAUGCAUCGUUUGGUCUAUCAUGAUGACUAUGAGUUGCGCAUUGAAUUGGAAGAUUUUGAGGGAGCAGAAAAUUGGGCUGAAUAUUCUGUAUUUCGUAUAGAUUCCGAAAAAUACAAUUAUAAUUUACUGAUUGGCGAAUAUCGCGGUACAGUUGCGGAUGCUAUGAAAUAUCACAAUGAUAAUGAUUUUAGUACUUACGAUAAACGCAAUGAUAAAACGGUGGAUGCCUGCUGUUCCUGUGCCAUGGGUUAUGCAAGCGGUUGGUGGUUUGAUAAUUGCUCUGAGGCCAAUUUGAAUGGUAUUUAUCAUUACUCUCCCUUGGAUCAUAAUUACAUUGGUAUUAUGUGGGAGUUGUGGCAUGGUGAUUAUUCACUUAAAAAAACUCGCAUGAUGAUACGUCCCCGAACAACAGCUAUUCAUAAUACAGUUAUAAAUUCUCCUGACUACCAUGAGUAUACUGAAGAUCCUUAAAAAUAUAAUAUGAUAAAUAUACAAUACAUUAUGAUAACCUUUAAUUCUAUGUAAUAAAAAUAUACAUGUUUAUUUGCUGUUUUAAAUUUAAACAAAUGCACAAGAAAUCACUAAAAAUAACUUUUAAAACAUUAAAAUUUUACAAAAAUAAAGUUCGGAUUUUUUACACUUCCAAAA
Molecule: messenger RNA, 2015 nt
Organism: Calliphora vicina (urban bluebottle blowfly)
Lineage: Eukaryota; Metazoa; Arthropoda; Insecta; Diptera; Calliphoridae
Product: angiopoietin-related protein 7
Exons: 3
Coding region: 54-1838 (594 amino acids)
Source: RefSeq, a predicted model, not a curated record